AUGCUGUUAAAGCUUAGAGUAUAUUGUCUUCCUUUUGCUUAUGAAGCCUCCACCCACCGGCCCACCCUACAUUUAGCGGAUCAUGUGACUCGGGGCAGCCGAAGAAACAGGAUGUUAAUGCUUGACGGAAUGCCUGCAGUCCGAGUCAAAGCCGAGCCCCUGGAAUCGGAACAAGGGUCACCUAAAGUGCGCCCUUACUCUGCGAUGGACGGUGUCCCCUUCUUCCUUAGCAGAGUGAAACCCGAACCUCCCGAAGACCUCCUCGCUCACGACCUGCACUUCCACACACAGACCGAGCCUGUCGACCUGUCAAUCAACAAGCCCCGCCCCUCCUCUUCAUCCACCACCCCAACCAUUACCUCAUCAUCCUCCCCUCUCAGAUCCGCCUUCUCCCCGUCCUCGUUAUCGUCAUCAUCCUCCUCCUCCUCAUCUCCGUCAGUCAUCACCUCUGCCUCAUCGGUGCUCACGCCGGGCCCUCUGGUCGCCCCUGGAUCUGGGGUCAGAGGUCAGCCCUAUUUGCACAUCCUGCACUCUGUGCCGCCGCCUCCGUCCAGCCCUCUGAGCCUGCAGGGAGCGGGGAAGCUGGCCAGCCAUGUUCACCGCAUCCCGGUCGUGGUACAGUCACUGCCCCUCAUGUACACCACAGCCGUUCGAUCCCCCUCCAGCCUCAACAACGCCAUCAUGCUACCUCUGCUGGACGAGGCCAAAAGCCAGGGCAAAGCACAUAUAGACCCCAACGGCCUGUCGCCGAGGCAGAUCAAGAGUGACAGCGACGACGAUGACCUGCCAAACGUGACCUUGGACAGUGUUAACGAGACCGGCUCCACUGCGCUGUCUAUAGCCCGCGCUGUACAAGACUCCAUGUCUCCGUUCAGUAUCGACAGCAUACGGCGCCCUCGCAGGUCAGAGUCUCCUGAUUCCAAAAAGAGAAGAAUCCACAGAUGUGACUUUGAGGGCUGCAAUAAGGUGUACACCAAAAGCUCCCAUUUAAAAGCCCACCGGAGGACGCACACAGGGGAAAAGCCAUAUAAAUGCACCUGGGACGGCUGCACGUGGAAGUUCGCCCGCUCCGAUGAGCUGACGAGGCAUUACAGAAAACACACGGGGGUGAAGCCAUUCAAGUGUGCAGACUGUGACCGCAGCUUCUCCAGAUCUGACCACUUGGCCCUGCACCGACGGAGACACAUGCUGGUGUGAAUCAGACGGAGAGAGAUCAAAACCAGAGAGAGAGAGAGAGAGCAAUGAAACAGACCCACACACACGCAGGCAGCCGGGGGAGCGGGAUCUCCCUGUGAAUGUUUUUCAGCUGGCCUGGACGCACACACACUUAGGCAAACACACACACACUCUCAUCCGUCGCGAGGAGAAGAUGGAGACGUGCACAGGGCUUAUGGAGCACAAAACAGGGUCACUUCUGGAUCCUCUUUGGGCUGGAAGGAAAAGACGGCAGGAUCUGUUAUUGUCAUUGUUUGGAGUUUCAUAGGGAACUGUCUUUUACAGCACUGUUUGUAAAUGUUUCACUUUGAUUUUUAAAGACGGACUCGCACUCUUUAUUUGGACUGAAAAAGAUAUAUAAUGCAAUCGCAGCUGUCUCUUUUUUGGUAUCUUUCUUUUCAUUCAAAUGGCUGCUUUUCAAAGCAUUCAUAAUGUGAAAGACCCCUUUAUAAGGAAUGGAUUUCCUGUGGGAGCAGACUGAUGUUUGGCCUUGAAUGAAUAAAAAAAUAAGAAAAUAAGUUUCAGACCUGGUUGGAGUUACAGGCAGUAUUCUCAUGCUGUGCCUCCCUGUGAGUCUGAUUUUUGACCAGCAGAGGGCGCCGUUUUCCCACAAAUGGUUCCCUUUCUCUGCUGGAGCCUGCUGUUGAAACUGAGGCAUGCCAUACAGGAGCAAAAAGAGGGCUGGACUUUCACCUUCAUCAUUACCGGCAGAGACAUUUUCUCAACUACGGAUCAACCUCACCAACACAAAUCCAUUCUUCAUUCCAGACAAUGAAAACCGGACUCAUGUCAUCACACCAGCAAAGAAAACACACCAUGAACGGACAACCUCACAUCUCAUCAGUGCAUUUCUUUAUGUUGAGCCUCUUGAAAGCAUUUUCUUAUUAAAUAAAAAUCUUUGGUGGAUUUUGUGCUGUGAUUAGCAAUCAGUAAAGUGCAAUCUUAAAGGAUAAAUAUACUUUCAGUAUGACAAUGUUUUGUUUAUUGAUUUUUUUUUAUUAAAUGCCUGCUUAUUGCUUUUGUUUGACUCAGAAAAAUACAACCCCUCAUGUACAGUGAACUUUGAAACAAUCAGAGGAGACUUACAGGAUGUGAAAUGACAGCACCUUACAGACUCAUAGUUUCAUUCUGUCCCAGUAUACCUGCUUUGUUUUUGAUUUUCCAGCUCUGUUUUCUUAAAGGAACUUGUGUUGUUUUUCUUUGCACAAACCAUGAGCUGAAACUUCCAUCGGCUACAGUGUUACAGGGAUAGUGUUACCUGAAGUACAAUACAGAAGAGCAAUACCUACAGAGCAGAGAAAGAAGGAGCCACAGCCUUCUAUUCUGUUUGCUGAUGUCAAAAUGUAAGAGAAGUGUUCAUUAUGAUGCCCUGUUUGAUUGGUUUGUAGCUCACGCACAAGGCUAUCAUCCAGCACCUGUCUCAGCUAUCAAGUUACAUCACAUCAUUAUGAUUUUGUUUUUAUUGUGUUACUUUAAAGAAGACAGUCACUUGAACAGUUAUAACUUCGACAAUGGCAUAUUAGGACCACUUAAAAAAUAGAAGGACUGGUUAAGUUUUUUUUAAGAAAUAACUCUAAAUUUAUUCGUUUAUUAAGUCAUACAUUUAAAAUUUUUGAGUUCAAAAAAUAAGAUUUAUACAAGAAACAAAAUUCAGAUAUUUUAUAAUUUGUAAAUUUAAAGGGAAAACAAACUUUUUAAUUUAUAAAGUUGUAAAUACAAAGGAACCAAAAAACUGAAAAAUUCAGUGGUCUAAUUUGUAAAUUUCUGAGGAGAAAAUGUUGAAUUUCUAAGUGUAGAAAGUCAUAAUUUUCAAGAAUCAGUACCUAAAAUUUUUAUUUUAAGUUGUAACUUCAUAAGAAAAAUGAAAUUGAAAUUGUUAGGAUUAUACAAACUUAACUUCCUAAAAAAGAAAAACAUAGUUAGUUCAAAAUAAGCCAUAAAUAUACAAGAACCAAAAUCUGAUUUUUCUUUUUAUUGAGUCUAAAAAGCUGUGAAUACAAACAGAAAACUAAAACCGAAACAUUUUGGUUUAAUUUGUAAUUUAUGAGGAAAAAAUAUGAAAUUUUCAUGUUUAAUAGUGUUCAUUUUUAAGAACCAGAACUUGAUUUUUUAAGUUGUGAAUUCAUAAGAAAAAUAUUGAAAUUCAAUUGUAUUUAGUUAGAAAGUAGCCGUAAAUAUAUGAGAACCAAAUUAGAUUUUUUUUUUUUUAAUUUGUAAAUUUAGGGGGCACAAAUCAUUGAAAAUAAAAAGUUGGAAAUACAUAAGAACAAAAUAUUGAUUUUUUUGGUGGCAGCAAAAUAUAUUAAGUUUAAAAAGUCUUAAUUCCUGAGGGAAAAAUAAUAAAUAGAAACGGAUCAAAGAGUUGUUAAUAAUUGAGAACCAAAACUUGAUUUUUUUUCUUAAUAAAUCAAGUUGUAAAUUCACAAGAAAAAAAUUGAAAUUUUCAACUUGAAGGUCAGGAAUAGAUGAGAACCAAAGUUCAAAAUUUGAUUUUAUUAAGUUGUAAAUUUACAAGAAAAAAAUGUAAAUGUUUGAGUUUAUUUAGUUGCAAAUUUACAAGAAAAGCACAAAAUGUUCAGUUAAAAGUCAGUUAAAAUUUCAAAGCCUUUCACAAGUACUGCAUUUAGAAGCCCAGUCAAAUUAUGCUUUUAUCUGGGGCUGAGCAAUAAUAAAAUUUUUAUGGUUUUAGCGCAGUCAUCGUUUAAUCAUUAGCAUAUGCAGCCAGACUAAGAGGAGACAAUGCUGUAAAAUGGAAGAUGACUCUGAUCCAACCUGUACUUUGGGUUUCAUUUCUGCUCAAGUCAUUACUUUAUGAUGCCAUAGAUUUUGGACUCUAUAAACCUAAAAAUAUCAAGUUUUUCUUCUGAAACUUAAAAAAUCUGAGUUUGGUAACUUGGAAAUUUACAACUUAAUAAGCUCUAAAAUUCUUCCUUUUCAAGAGAAAUUAAUGGAUCUCUUAUUUUCUUUGUUUUUUAGAGUGGUUCUAAUAUGCCUUUGUUCACCUGUAUGUUAUGAUUAUUUUCCAUUCUUAAAAAUAUGUUAAAAAAAAAAAAAAAAAGGAAGAAUAAAUGCACACAAGUAGUCCUUAUAAUUCAAAAUGAACACUUAGAGCACAUUUUAGAUGCUUUUACUUAAAGAAACAUUGGAUCUCUUCAAGAUCAGUACUUCACCUUAAUUUGGAAGUUAAAUUAAAUUAAGCAUUAUAGUUUUACAGUCAUAAUAACCAGCGUUUUAUCUUCAAAACUCUUGGAGAUGUGUCAGAUACAAACUCAACAGUAUCAGGCCAACUCGUAUUAUUUUAAAGUGCUGCUAAAUGCAUUCAUUGGACCCCAGCCAGUAAAAAGAAUUGGUGACCAUCUUGAGAAACAUUUACAUGAAUUUAUCACACUCUUUUGAAUCCAGGAAGUCAUUUUCGUACAUGCACAUUAUUGUAUGUGACAGCCCUUAGGUGUAAGAGAGAAUGGUAAUGUAUGUUAUCAUUAUUUAUGUAUAUUAUUUGUGCACAUGUCAUUAUGCCCGGUUGUAUUAUCAUUUUGGCAAAAAGCAUAUCAGCACCUUGUUUGUUUUAUUAGUAUGAUUUUCAAAUUAUUUUAUUUCAGAUGUCAAUGUAUAACAAAUAAUCCUCCUAUUUUAUCAUCCAUAUAAUGUAUGAGAACAUUUUAUUAUUGAGGGGCACUUCAUCAUUGCAUAUAACUCUUUUUCUUCUGUACAAAGGAUCUUUUGAAAUGUUGUAAUAUAUGUGAUAGUGAAGAUAAAAACUUAUUACAAAGUUCUACAGCCUGUAUAUACAUUGGAAAAAUAGGGCUUUUGAUUAGUAGAUGCAGGAAAUACAUUUAUACAUGUAAAGUCUUUUUCAGAGACUGUAAUUUAUCUAAUUUGAUAUACAGUGAAAUGGGGCUAAUGGUGUUUCAUCAUGUAAAUUAUCAUAUGUGAUGUUAUAUAACAGUUUGCUUUCUUUGGUUUUGUGGUUGAUUAAGUUCGAAUCAUUUUUAUUCCCAAGGCUGAACCAGUGUUUGCUAGAAUCAACAAAUUAUUUAUAUACAAUGACCGUAAAAAGGUACUCGAUUUCCCUGUGUUGCUAUUUUCAGAUAAGAAAUUCUAUUGAUCAAGCACAUAUCAACAACACGUGUACUUCUCAUGUUCAGUAUACAGCGUUGCAUGCCUUAAUAUGCCACUUUUUGCUAAAUUCAAAGAGACUUGAAUACAGUGUCUCCCAAGGACAGGGUGUAUUAUAUUUCCCUCCAGCAUCUCUUUCCUCGUUUUAAGCAUAAUUUUGUAACGGUAACCAGGGUCAAAGUUAUGCAAUAAUAAUAAUAAUGAAUAGUGCCUCAUAUUGCAAACUUGUAAUAUCAGCUGCUCAAUGCAGUUUCAAUUUCAACAUGUGUGCUCAAAUUAAUAAAUUUCGAAUGGGAUUUUUUUAUUUUUUGUUUUGGAAAAAGCACAGACAACAUUAUGCAAGUCGGACCUCUAAUGUUGACCUUUCUUUUUUCGCACUGAGCCUUAUACCAUCAUGUCGCACGCAGCAUCCUCCCAUCACACUCUCACAGGCUGUUUUAUAGCUCGCGUUAUUACUUUGCUUGCAAUAAGUCACUUCCUCUACGGGGAACAAACUGAGUUACAAAGGCCUCUUGAUAUUCAGCUCCGUCACAUGAAUUCAGCGCAGUGAUUCAAAAGAAGACGAGGAAUCAUAGGACUAAAGGAAAAUCCUGUGGCUGUAGAGUGACGCCUUUGUUAAUAAAUACUGGUCUUACACUUCUCUAUUGGUUCAGUAUCUAUUUUUACUUUCUGUGUUAACAUCUGCUUUUGAUUUCCUGGUUUUUGAACAUUUAAGUAGUGAAGCCAAUGCCUAUGUUUCGAGUUUGCUGAUAUUACGUACAGUAAUCGUUGUUCCUGUAUUUAUGUAAAGUGAGUGUAGUGUAAAUAUAUUCAAAUCUUUUCAUUCUUACCGGUUUUAAAAAAAGAAAAUAAAAAAAAUGUGAUAUUGCUCAGCAUCGCUUCAAAAGGGAGAUUCUGCUCAAGGAAUUCCACAUCUGUAAAAGAAAUUUUAAAUCCUGAUAUUUUUCAAAAACUUCAAGAACAGGUGUCCUUUUUUUUCUGUUACACUUUUUCUUUUUUUCUUCAAGAGUUGUUUAAGUAUCCAGUCAGUGUUUUUGCCUUUUUCUCUGUAUUUUUCAUAUGGAUGGAGCUGUGAAAUUUAAAAUAAGUUCAAACAUAUACAUGUAUAUCAAUAUGAAUGGAGGCAUGAAGGUUAAUAAAGUUGCA
Cheilinus undulatus (humphead wrasse) is the source of this 6477-nucleotide messenger RNA. It is a transcript of the gene klf12b, whose product is annotated as Kruppel-like factor 12b. Gene Ontology annotation, molecular function: RNA polymerase II cis-regulatory region sequence-specific DNA binding; DNA-binding transcription factor activity, RNA polymerase II-specific. Gene Ontology annotation, biological process: regulation of transcription by RNA polymerase II. The record is from RefSeq and is a predicted model, not a curated record. Lineage: Eukaryota; Metazoa; Chordata; Actinopteri; Labriformes; Labridae.